Triplophysa dalaica is the source of this 2689-nucleotide messenger RNA. Its product is annotated as tumor necrosis factor-like. The record is from RefSeq and is a predicted model, not a curated record. Bases 102 to 785 code for a protein of 227 amino acids. NCBI's taxonomy places the organism in Eukaryota, Metazoa, Chordata, Actinopteri, Cypriniformes, Nemacheilidae. Gene Ontology annotation, cellular component: membrane. The transcript is spliced from 4 exons. Gene Ontology annotation, biological process: immune response. Gene Ontology annotation, molecular function: tumor necrosis factor receptor binding.
UGGAGUUUCCCCUUUUUUACCAUAUAUAUACUGAAAAUCAAGCAGAGAAUUUCACGAACAAAUGUAUCACUAAAAGGAACACAUCUAAGAAAAAUAACACCAUGGCAAAAUACGAAACAACUGUAGUAGUUCCAAAGGCUGGCGUAGAGGGUCUGAAAACUGUGGUACCCAUACAGGUCAAGUCCUCUCGAUGUUGGAUAUGGAAGACGUUUGCCGUAAUCGUCUUCCUCGGCCUCUGCAUAGCGGCUUCUGUAUUCUUUCCCUGGCAUUUAAUGAAAGCAGAACAAAUCAGCACGGCAUCAGAGCAUCGACAAGUCCUACAGGAAACCGCUAAGCGCACAAAGGCUGCCAUUCAUUUACAUGGUGAGCUAAAUCAAACUAAAAAGUCAAUGAAGUGGGUCAGCGGAGGGAAGCAGUCCUUUGAGCAAGGCGGCCUUAAACUGAUUGACAACAAGAUUCACAUUCCAGUUGAUGGCCUUUAUUUCGUGUACAGCCAGGUGGCCUAUGGUGUACAGUGCAAAAAGGAUCGAGAUGGUGAAACGCAGAAGUUCCUAAGCCACAGUAUCUUGCGGUAUUCAGAUGAAAUGGGUGCACAAAUACCACUGCAGGAUUCUGGCCACUUUAUCUGCCAGUCAGGAAAGAAUAAGAAGAUAACGUACAGCACAAUCUAUCUCGGCGCUGUCUUUAAGCUUCUGCAGGGCGACAGGCUGUCAACAUCAACCAACUAUGAAGAUUACAUUGAUGAUGAUUCUUCAAAAACAUUCUUUGGACUGUUUGCACUGUGAACUAAAUUAUGGUAAAAGUAGUUGCACGAAAGGUCUCUUACCGUCAUAAAUAUAGACGGUAAACUGAACUUCCGAUACACAUUCACAAACAAUUGAGUGCCUGUAGAUUAUUUCUGAUAACAAUCAAAAGACGCCAAGAACCGUUUCUUGGCUAAACUUGUCACUCCAGUAUUUAGAAUUUAGACUCUGAUACCAAGCUCAACAUCUAGAUGUCAGUAUACCAAACGGUUUGUGUAAACUGCAACUGCAACUGAACUACAGGACCCAUUCAACAAAUUGUUUAUUUAAUAAAAUGAACAUACAAAAAUAUUUAAUUCAAUUAAAGUAACAGUAAUAAUAAUACUAAAUAAUAUUAACAUAAAUAAAAUAUAAAGUAAUAUUAUUAGACACUAGUCAAACACAACCACAAGUUAAGUUGAAACAGUCUAUAUGGUGCUCACUAAAAUGAUUUUAGUCAUGUGACUUACCCCACUUUUGGCAGAUUGCGUUCUAUGCGGGUCUUUGCACUUGACCGCUUGACUACUUGUGUUUGACUACUGCUUAGACACUAGUAUUCUGGUGGCUUUGAAAAUCCCAAGUGAGGAUGCUGUAUUUCUAACCCGAUGGGACACUUAGCAAGUGUAAACAUAUAACGUUAAUUAAUGUUGGGUUUCUAAUUUUGACAUAAAAAGCAGAUUUACAAAAUACAUAACUCUGGAGUUUUCACCAAUAAAAUAUGUAACACUACGUUUUACUACUAAAUUGUAUGUAAUUGUAUUAUAUAGUUUAGUUAAUUUGUAUAGCACUUUAUUUGUAUUGUAUCAAAUAACAAAAACAAAGAAAAGCACACGUUAUCCAAAAUUUCAAUAAAUAAAGAUAUAACCUCAAAAAGUAAUACACUAGAAAGCUUUCGGCAACAUCUCACGAGACCCGAGCAAAACGUCUCAUGAUUCUUAUCCAGAACAUGAUGCAUGAUGGGAUACGCUUAGCCUUAUUACCGCUCCGAAGCGGUAUUCAAACUAGUGUGGGUUUAGUGUGCAUUAAGCGCACUGCCCUUUGGCAUUUUUAAGACAUUGGAAACAUUUGUGCUCUUCAUUUUUCCCAGUCAGCGGGGUGUUCCCCUAGGUGAGUGACGUCACAUGAAUAAAUGAUCAUAUGCGGAUGCAACCACAUACUAUAACGUAUUAUCUUCUUGUCCCUGUUAGCGACUAUAUUCGCUGAACGUUAUUUGGCAACCCAAUACAAACAUACUUUUAAUGUGGUUAAAUUCCUGUCUUUUUUUGAUAAAUGUAGAUUUUUAUUCAACGACCGAAUUCUAAUUUACCUGGAACCACGUUCCGACGUCCCCAACCUCUCUUUAUUCCACAGUUAUUUAUUAUUUUGCUGCACAGACCGCUCAAUUGUUCUUAAUGGCUGUUCACACAUACAGGUCUCACUCCAUAUUUCCGUGAUAUUUGUAUUAGCGAUGGGAAGAUUUAUCGAUUAAUCGAUUAGCAUCGGUUCAUCGGAAUAAAAGGUAACGGUGCGAUGCAUCGAUUUAAAAAGUUGUGCAUCGGAUUCCAAGUAGGGUGACCACCACCCAACAAACCAAACGUGGGACAGGUAAUCCGUUUGUGUGGGACACCAUUGAUAGGUAGCGCAAAACUGUGAUAUAAAAACGGAAUGAAAUAGAUUUAUCAUUUGCCUGCUAGCUACUAGCGGAACCACUACCGCUAGCAUGACGUCGAGUUAGCAAACGAUUAAAACGUUUUUCACUCUCCGCUGACUAUAAAGCUCUGCUUGUUCCAACGCAAUAACCGAUCCAAUCUUUUUUUAUUUUUUAACAUAUUUGGGUUACAGAGAACGAGGCUUCCAAUACCUCCACCAAGUCAAGACCUGUUUGUGAAAGUGCCCCUGCGUUAGAAGUCUGGAGGCACCUUGGUAAC